This is a messenger RNA of Xiphias gladius (swordfish), 3398 nucleotides long. It is a transcript of the gene nectin4b, whose product is annotated as nectin cell adhesion molecule 4b. Lineage: Eukaryota; Metazoa; Chordata; Actinopteri; Istiophoriformes; Xiphiidae. Gene Ontology annotation, biological process: homophilic cell-cell adhesion; heterophilic cell-cell adhesion. The coding region runs from base 585 to 2318 and encodes 577 amino acids. The transcript has 11 exons. The record is from RefSeq and is a predicted model, not a curated record. Gene Ontology annotation, cellular component: adherens junction.
CACGUCCGACUCUAUUCCGCGUCGCCUGAACGCAGCAUCCCCCGCGUGGGCGUGUCCGGCGGGCGGGGCCGAGGCCGACAGGUGUCGAGGGUCAAACCUGUGAUUUAGGUGCUCCUUGCUGUGCCUGACGGGCGGACUGUCUUCUGUUUGGUCAGAAAAGACCUUUAUUUGUCUCUGGUGGUCGUUUUAUUUUAUUUUAUUUUAUUUUUUUACCUGUUUCCGUUUACUGGCCGAGCCGGGUUGCUCUGCCGGCCGCCCUGCAGCGGGCUCGGAAUGAAGUCGACGCCGUUUACAGCCCGCAACCCCGCCACGUCCAGCUCCUGUUAGCGCACGGCGGCGGGGGGCUCCGCGUUUCACGCGCACCGCAGGCUGUGUGAGCCGCGAGAGGAAGCACCUGUUGCGCCUGUCCGCCCGCCCGGGACUCCUAAUUGCUUCCGGUCUGACCCGAGUUGCAGAUAUCGAGGAAUGAAAGCUUAAUAACACCCUUUGACAGCCGAGGAAGAAGCUGAGUCAGACCAACUUUUCAUUUUUAUUUUUUAUUUUUUUGUAUUUUUAUUUAUUUAUUUAUUUUUUUGGGACCAAAGAUGGAGUUGGCGCUGCUUUUUCUAGCUGCGGUGUGCGUGCAGAGCGACUUUGUGGAGCCUCCUCAACCCGACACCUCCCUGCGCUUCCUGGCCGAGAGCGAGACCAGGCUUCCCUGUCGCUACCAGGCGGAGGAGGGGGAGAAGGUGGUGCAGGUCACCUGGCACAAGGAGCUCGCGGACGGCAGCAAGGACCAGAUCAUCACGGCCCACUUCAGGGACGGCCACACGGAGUUUGGGCGCUACUCUGGUCGGGUGAGGUUCGAGAGCAGCAGCCCCACGGAGAACUCAGCUCUGCUCAUCCCCAGCACAGAGGAGUCGGACGAGGGCAGCUACACCUGCCACAUCUCCACCUUCCCGAAUGGAAACUUUGAGAGGCACAUCAAACUCACCGUCUGGAUUUUGCCCAUCUCCUCCCUGGAGCCUGUGACCCUGGUGGAGGGCCAGUCGUUCCGUGUGGCCGCCGCCUGCCGAGCUGUGGGUCGCCCGCUUCCCCGUCUCUCCUGGGACACCGACCUGCCAGGCCAGUCCCAGAACCGCACCAGCGAGGGUGGGUCCGUGUCCAGCCACUACUCCCUUCACCCCUUGCGUAGCAUGAACGGGAAAAAGCUGGACUGUCUGGUGUGGCAUCCUGGCCUGGAGGGGCCGCGCAGGAUCUCAAACCGCCUGGUGGUUCACUACCCCCCAGACGCCACCAUCUCCACUGCUUCAGGAGACCCGUACGUGGGUUUGGAGAAAGCUGAGCUGGUGUGCGAGAGCGGAGGAUACCCCAAACCUCAGAACAUCACCUGGACAUGGAGAGGAGGAGCUCUGCCAGACGGGGUGUCUGUGGUUGGAGGAAGACUUGCUUUCGGGCGGGCACUCCGCAUGAAUGACAGUGGGGUCUAUGAGUGUGUGGUCAGGAACAAUGUGGGAGUAGGAAAAACAGAGUACACACUGACAUUAAGAGAGCGAUCCCAACGCAAGGGCGACUCUUCCGAAGAUAACCUGCUGCUGAUCAUCAUCGGCGUGUCGGCCGGAGCUUUGGUCAUGGUCCUGGUCAUCGUCGUCCUGCUAGUCAACCGCUACCAUCGGCACAGAAACAAAAAGCUUGAGAUGGAGCUCAGCGAAAAAACGGAGGAAAUUAACAGCUUCUCCAGACAAGCCUCCUUCAGGAGACUGAACUCUGUUAGCACAGACCCCAGAGUGCAGGCUGAAGAUUACGCCCUGCUCAGAGUAGACAGCAGAAUGAAAAACAGCCAAAUGUCUCUGGAGGGACCCGUUUACAAAGACAGCCAGUCCAGUCUGGGCGGGAAGUGGGGUCCUCCGGGAGGGGUGGAGUUGGACGAACUGGGACGUCCGGUCGUCUGGGAUGAUGGCAGGGAGAGCCUGAGAGGAGCAGAGAUGGACGGAGAGAAGGAGGAGCGCAGGAGGAGGGUGGAGUCGUACCUGAAGAGCAGCAACAUGUCGCUGGACUCAGGUCUUCCUUCGUCCCUGGUUCCCCUGAAGGCCCAGCAGGACGACGGCGUCGCGCCCAGAGAGCCAGACCUCGGCCACCUCAGGGAGGGAGUCUCUCCAAAUAAAGGGGACUGGGCUCCCACCCGGUCGGUAGAGGAGGGACACGAGGAUGAGGACGGAAGCAGUUCCUACCAGAUCUCAGAGGCGCUCACCAAUCACUUCUACUACAGUAAUGGGGUCCUCAGACCCAGGCCGCACUCCAACGCCAUUCUGCUGCACCCCAGAACACAGAUAAUCUAGGCCGCAGACUCUCAUCCACUACAUGUGAGGAGAGAAAGUCUGUCUGCAUUCCUGCAUUGACAAUGAUCUUAUUCUUUGUAACUGGGUGUUUGUUUUGUACACAUUGACUGCAAUGGGUAAUUUGCCUCAGGCACUACCCAAAUGCUGAUCAUUUCUUGCCUCUGGGUGGUGAGAUUCUGAUCCUUUAUUUCCUUUACUGUUUUUUCUGCCAUUUUAUGCCUCUGUUAGAUAUCAGUGGAGACAUGACAGGAAAUGAGGGGAGAGAGAGCGAAAGAAAUGGUGAAUGACACACAGUAAAGGUCCCCAGCCAGCCAGCCUCAUUAUUUUUGAAGAAAUGGAGAAUCAAGUGGCCAGCGACUUUUACCUUUCACUCACCACAAUGGCAUGUAAAUGAAAACUCUCCCCCUCCUUGGAAAAAUGCAAGGAGUCAAGGUUCCCAUUACACAGUGUAUCUGUACAUCCACGGCUUCUGCGGAAUUACAGUUGAAUUAAGUGUUUCAUAUCAACAAAUGCAGAGUGAACUUAGGGUGCCUUGUUUACAUCAAAAACAUUCAGGGAGGACAAUAUGGACAAAGACACAAUUUCAAAGCUAUAAGUCCUGGCCAAGUUAAAGUGAACUGUACUAAGAACCUUCAUAUUUUCAGGUUGGAUGCACCUGUAGAUGAGAAGCUAACCUGUGUGUGUAUUUUUUAUAUAUAACGUAUAUACACGAGAUACAGAGCUACUGUAUGCUCGUGAUGAUGUUAGUUACGUGCAACUACAAAAAGAUCAAAAGCUGUUACCCUGUGGACCUGAACAUAGACAUGAAAAAAAAUAAAUAACUGGUAGAUGUUCAUGGAUAAAGCAUCUGAAAAUAACUUCCAUGGCCAGUUUUAAACCAUAUCUACAUUAUACGUUAAACUGUCCGUGCAAUGAAGAAACUGGAUGAAACAUGCAGGAGAACUUUAAAACACCCUUCUGUGUUACCGGACAGUCAGUUGUCUGCUUACGUUGUCUUGACCCAGAAACAAAUUGUUUUAUAUCAUCCAGUGUUUUUUAUGAAAUUGCAAAAAAAAAAACAAAAAAAAAAAAAACACCCUG